UUCAGAGUCAAAGUGGACAAGGUGUCAGAACCAGAAUCUGAAAGAUGACCACUUCCAGCAGCCCUGUCUACUGCCCUCUCAUCCAGGCCAUGGUGAACGUAAGCAUGCCAUCCAACUCCUCAGCCAGGGUGGGGGCUUUGAGCCUGGUUACGGUGUGUCUCCACGGCCUGGUCUCCGCCUUCAGUGUCCUAGAGAACCUCCUCAUCCUGGGGGUGGUGGGCUUACGCGUCCGCCGCACAGUCAUCAGUGUUUGGAUCCUCAACCUGGCUGCCUCAGACCUCCUUUCCACAGCCUCCCUCCCCUUCUUCACCAUCUUCCUGGCCCGUGGUGGCACUUGGACCCUGGGUACCACCUUCUGCAAGCUCCACUCCUCCUCCUUCUUUCUCAACAUGUUCGUCAGCACCUUCCUGCUGGCAGCCAUCUCCCUCGACCGCUGUCUGGUGGUGCUGAAGCCCGUCUGGGCCCAGAACCGGAGGAAUGUACGCCUGGUCGGAAUAGUGUGUGGGGUCAUCUGGGCCCUGGCAAUACUCUGCACACUACCGUACUAUCUGUUCCGGGAUACUAUUCGCCGACAUGAUGGGCGGGUCAUGUGUUCCUAUAACUACACCCAGUACCUCCUAGUUAUGGAGUUUGACAUAAGAGAGCAGUGUGAGGCUCGCCAGGAUGCCCUGGCCUUCUCUAAGCUCCUCCUGACCUUCCUACUUCCCCUGGUGGUCAUUGUGGGGAGCUACGUGUUGGUGAACAUUGGUAUCCGCGGGCGUGGCCGCAGAAGGCGCUCUUUCCGCUUUGUGCGGCUAGUGGUAGCUGUGGUAGUGAGUUUUGUGGUCUGCUGGGCUCCGAACCACAUCUUCAGCGUACUGGAGGCUGUAGCCCAGUACCAACCCUCCCUCCGGGGCCUCGUGGCCCACGGCCUGCCCCCUGCCGCCAGUCUAGCCUUCCUCAACAGUGUGCUAAACCCCAUCCUCUAUGUGUUCAGCUGCCCGGAUUUGUGUGGUAAGAUCAGACAAUCUCUGGGAGCGAUGCUUGAGAACGUGCUGGCGGAAGACCUAGGUGAGUUCUCACGGCAACGCAGCACCCAACACUCCUCUAUCGGUGCUUCAUAGCUGCUGCUGAGGGGGAUGAGGUCCCACAACAACGCCCCCUGCCUGAGAGGAGAAGACUCCAGGGUGGAGGAGGAGCUGAAGCCGAAGUAGGAGAAGACACACCCUGCUGACUGAGAGGUCUGUCAAAUUUGGUUCCGGUCCAGGUUCUGCAUCUGUGGGAUACAUAAUGAUCGAUUGAUAUGUCAUGGAAUUUUGAAUCAGUAUCAUGUACAACAUACACCCAGAAGUACUGAGGGACAUAUUUUGUGUGUUUUUGCAACGCUUCUUAUAGCGUGUUUAAUCUACUGAUAUGUAGAGCAAUGUGAACUGUGAAGUAUAGACUCUAGUAUGCUUUUA
Molecule: messenger RNA, 1439 nt
Organism: Oncorhynchus masou masou (cherry salmon)
Lineage: Eukaryota; Metazoa; Chordata; Actinopteri; Salmoniformes; Salmonidae
Product: prostaglandin D2 receptor 2-like
Biological process (GO): positive regulation of cytosolic calcium ion concentration; inflammatory response; complement receptor mediated signaling pathway
Cellular component (GO): plasma membrane
Molecular function (GO): complement receptor activity; G protein-coupled receptor activity
Source: RefSeq, a predicted model, not a curated record